Messenger RNA from Argentina anserina (silverweed cinquefoil), 451 nucleotides. Its product is annotated as small acidic protein 1. Bases 16 to 330 code for a protein of 104 amino acids. Lineage: Eukaryota; Viridiplantae; Streptophyta; Magnoliopsida; Rosales; Rosaceae. The record is from RefSeq and is a predicted model, not a curated record. The transcript has a single exon.
AUAUAUAAGUACGACAUGUCGCAAUUUACUCGACAAAAACCAACCUCUCCAGCGGAAAUCCAAUACGCGCGACGCUCCGCCGCUAUAGCCUCGGCGAGACAGAGACGAUCAGCACCGGCGACGGCGAUGAGGCCCACAGCGAUGGAAUUCUUCGGCGACAUGGACGACCAGGCCUCCACCAUGGCCAUGGACGUCGACGACAUCGACGCUCUCGAGUUCGGCGGCGACGGCGUCAUCGGUGAUAACAAGCUCGCCGACGUCGACUUCUUCAACUCCUUUCAGAACGACUUCGACGAGUCCGACAUGACCGACUCCGCCGCCGCCAUGUAAUGCUCUGAUUUUGACUCUGAUGUGAUUCUAGGGUUUCGAAAACUGUGAUUUUGGGGAUUUAGGGUUCCGGUACUUAUGUUGUGGAUGGUUAUAUAAUAUAUAUGUGAGUAUGGAUUUUGUA